GCCUUUAGUGAGUAAACCGUUCUAGAUACCCCGGCAGAAUCGAGCUUAUCGAUCGGAAUUGCUGACAGUCAGACUUUCAAUUCGUACUGUCCGGAGGCGCUUCGUUAUUCUCUCCUUUGUAUCUUUCUUUCACAGACAGCAUCAGCAUCUUCCUCAAACUCCAGUCAUCAAUCUGUCUUUAUACAAACACGUCUGUUAUCAUUCUUAAACCUUAAAUCAUUCCUCAAACACUAUGUCUUCAAGAUACGCAGCAGCUCAUGCCAACCCCCAAGGGCCUGGAGACGCUCGUCCAACUGCUCUUCAAAUCAUCCAAGACGAGAAUAUCGGCGCCAAACUCCUAGGCAAAACCAUAUUGAUCACUGGCUGCUCUUCAGGCAUCGGUAUCGAAACAGCAAAGGCCCUCCACACUACAGGAGUCAUCCUCUACCUCACAGCACGCAACAUCGAUAAAGCCAAAAUCGCUCUUGGAGACCUCGUCACCCAACGCAACGUCCACCUCCUAAAACUCGACCUCAACUCCCUCUCCAGCGUCCGCGCUUGCGCCAGAGAAUUCCUCUCCCAAUCCCCUCAACUCAACAUCUUCAUCGCCAACGCCGGUGUGAUGGCCACCCGCGAAGGCCGUACAGAAGACGGAUUCGAGACACAAUUUGGCACCAAUCAUCUCUCUCACUUCCUCCUUUUCAGCCUUCUCAAAUCCACCCUAUUGGCAUCAUCAACGCCAGCAUUCAAUUCCCGAGCCAUUUUCCUCUCUUCCGUUGGUCACCGCCUGGGACAACCUGACUUUUUGAACUUGAAUUUGGAAGGGAACUACAAUCCAUGGGUUGCUUACGGUUCCUCCAAAACCGCAAACCUCUGGACAGCCAACGAAAUUGAUCGUCGCUACGGCUCUCGCGGCCUCCACGCCUGGGCGGUCCAUCCCGGCGGAGUAGCUACCGGAUUAGCUCAACAUAUUUCUGCCGAAGAAAAAGCCGUUAUGAUGCAAGACACUACACUAUUGAAAAUAGCCAAGACUUCAGAACAGGGAGCUGCGACUACUGUCUGGGCUGCUAUUGCUGGGGAGUUGGAGGGGAAGGGAGGAAGGUAUGUGGAGGAGUGUGGGACUUUUACUGGGCCGUGGGAUGAGAAGACGGGGAUAUAUGAUUCGGGGUAUGCGGUUUGGGCUUAUGAUGAAGCGAAGGAGGGACAGUUGUGGAAAGAGAGUUUGAAAUUGGUAGGGUUGGAGGAUGAGUUGUGAAGUGGAGCGAGCUAGUGGAGAGGUCUAUGAGCAAUUAGGAGUUUUUGUUUUAUGUUCUCCCCUUCACCUCCUUCGUACGUUAUUGGCAUUCAAAAUGCGCUUCUAAAUGUCCCC
Molecule: messenger RNA, 1348 nt
Organism: Hyaloscypha bicolor E
Lineage: Eukaryota; Fungi; Ascomycota; Leotiomycetes; Helotiales; Hyaloscyphaceae
Product: short-chain dehydrogenase
Exons: 1
Coding region: 233-1234 (333 amino acids)
Source: RefSeq, a predicted model, not a curated record